This is a messenger RNA of Pocillopora verrucosa, 2112 nucleotides long. The record is from RefSeq and is a predicted model, not a curated record. NCBI's taxonomy places the organism in Eukaryota, Metazoa, Cnidaria, Anthozoa, Scleractinia, Pocilloporidae.
AUGCCCGCAGGAACCGAGUCGGGUGUUUCUUUGGGUUCGCGCAUAUUAAGUUUCUUGAACAUUGCAGCACCACUUGACAUCGCCUGGGUGUGGCAUGUGCACAUGCUGUCCCCUAUCAGUUACCAGAGGGACUGUAAGGAAAUUGUCGCCACUUUGGUGGAUCAUAAAUUACUAGCUGGUGAGCAACGUGACAAAGGACUUUUAAAGGCCAGGGCCCUAUGGGAAAAGCUGUAUCCUGAGGAACUUUUUGAAGUAGACCUGACGGCCCCUGUUUACGACGCGCCAGAUUUCCAAUCAAGAAUUGUGUAUGACAUCGAGGCUGCUUGUGCUCGACAGAGGGUUUUUAAUUAUCAGUUGUCCCUACCUCAUUUCGCGGAUAGGAAAUUAUUGACCAAAGCAGUGGAGAGGUAUAAAUUUCAUCUUUAUCUCAAGCAGCAAAAUCCAGAAUUGUUUUUUGUACCGUGCUAUGACUUUGACCUUAUUUGGCACUCACAUCAACUUAAUCCGUCAAUCUAUACAAGAGACACUACAGAAAUCCUGGGUGAAGAAUACAAUCACAAUGACUCGGUGAACGACCGAAAGCCAGGCUCACAACUUAUCAAGGCUGAAACAGUAACACGAGAGAAAUGGAAAGAGCUGGGUCAUCAAUUUGCACUUAAUGGAGCCAUGUUUCGCGGAGAGCCUCCUCUUGGUACGCAGAAAGAAUCCAUUGAUUACAGUUUGCAUGCAACAUUUGAGUACACCGUAGACUUGACCACGUUGGAAGUUGAAGGUCUCCCAAAAUCGAAAACCUACACUGUCGAAAUUGAUCUUGUCAAUGGCUCGCAAGUGUUAAAGGAGCAAGUUCGUGGACCUGCUGCAAGAGUUACAAAAUCUUAUGGUGCGUUAUCAAGGUUUACAUAUAAAAAGAAGAGUAGCGGGAAUUUGAGGGUAAGCGUUCUUCGACGUGGAACUUCCUCUUGCUUUUCACAUUUACUAUACAAGUCUGUAGAGUAUUACUUAUCAGACGGAUAUCUGGCCCCGAGAGUCCCUUACAAGAGUAACGUGGUGCCUCAACCGAAAACGCACGAGUUAACCAUCGAUAAAAACCUGAUUGUUCGGUUUACUACAGUGGUACAUCCACUUCAGCUAGACGAAUACAUUUUCACAGUAAUACCAAAGAGGAAUAUCAGCCCAGUCCAAGAUGCUGCUUCCAUUUUGAGCUCACCAGCACUGUUCCUUUCGCCUUGUUCUUUGAACCAAACCCUGGCUUCUAGUGAAAUUUCAAUGCAUCCGCUACUGGACUGUUGGGGACGAAAAGCGUUUACCUGCCGAGUGAUGCACUCCGCUGAGUUGCUGUUCUCCUCCGUAGAGGUCAUGAACCACGUCGAUGAGGUUGUUAGCACCGCGCACCUUCUACGCAAAAAUGUCCCUCCGACGAAAAAGCAAGUCGACCAGCCCCAGUUUUGUUGCACUUUGGAUGUGGCGGGAGGGGAAAGAGCCAUGUUGAUUAGAGGGUGCAAAGACUGGGGCAUCUGCAUUGGCAAAUGGAAAGGAGUUGUGAAGGGUGUUCCUGGCGUACCUGGAAUAGGAGGGUCUGAAGGUAGUCCAGGUGUUAAAGGAACGCCUGGCGUGAAGGGCCAACCAGGUUAUUUGUGCAUCGAGUUCUUCUCAUUGUCCGGAGCACAAGAGUGGAAAAAAGUGAAUAAAAAUGAAGAAAACUUCAGGGUAAGUCUCAGCGAAAAAGAGAAAGUCUACGUUAACCUUCGCACUGGAGUGAUCUCUUUUACACAUGCAGUAAGUGCCGUACCAGAAAGCAUUGUACUGGGAUUCUCUAUAGCUGUCCUUCAUCUUCUGUGUCAGCCUAACACUUCGAAAAGAAUGAUCGACCACACAGAGCCAUCCGUUAUGGUGUCAAGCCAGAAAGACAAACCUCGUAGAAUCCGCUGUGAAGACCUAGCGCUGAUAGUCGCGGCAGGGUUCUAUGCAACCACUAUACCGAGCAACGCAUACAUUAAGCACGAACUUGGGGUUGCCUGUGGUGGCUGUGGUGGAUGCGGAGGUUGUGGAGGAUGUGGAGGUUGUGGUGGAUGUGGUAGCUGUGGUUGUGGUUGUGGUUGUGGUUGUGCUUAG